Messenger RNA from Oreochromis aureus, 4116 nucleotides. Its product is annotated as nuclear GTPase SLIP-GC-like. The transcript is spliced from 19 exons. Gene Ontology annotation, molecular function: protein binding; GTPase activity. Bases 450 to 2231 code for a protein of 593 amino acids. The record is from RefSeq and is a predicted model, not a curated record. NCBI's taxonomy places the organism in Eukaryota, Metazoa, Chordata, Actinopteri, Cichliformes, Cichlidae.
CUCACCGGCUGCGCAGGGCGGCGGCUCUGUGCUACUUGUCACAUAUCGUUUUACCAUUUAAGUCAGUAGUACUGGCUCUCUCUCUGGUUUAUCGUGCUUUCCGUAGUCGUGUUUCUGUGGAUCUCUAAUUUGCGUUCCCUCCCUGUGCACAGACCCUCCUGGACCCCUGCCUGUUUUACCUUGACUUUGUCGUGAGUUAGGAUAUUCGUAUGUGGACGUCGUGUAUCGUACAAAAGAGGACGUGUGAGUGACUGGCAAGUGAGAAGAGGAGUUUUGGACGUGUUCACUUUUCCCUGGAUUCCCGGGAGCACCCGUUGUUUAUAGCGCCUGGUGUCACUGUAAAUAAACUCUCUUUAACUGAAACCUUUCAGAGUUCUGCGCUUGAGUCCGCUCGUUCACGUUGACAGGAUCAGAAAUAACAAUUUAUCUUUCAGCUUCUAUUCUUGGUCAUGGAUGAUUUUGUGCGAAACAAACUGACUGAAUGGAAACUAAGUGACUGGAUUGAGGCAUUUGAAGCUCAAGAAAUUGAUAAGGACACUCUAUAUCAUCUCGAUGAUCAGGAAAUUAAUCAAUUGAUCACAAAAGCUGGACCUAGAGUGAAAUUCAACAAUAAACUAAAGCUGUUAAAGGAAGAGCAAAAUGCAACUCAACCACAAAAGGAAGCAGUUAAUACUUCUGUUCAAGAUUCGCCAUCCAAAAGUGAAAAGGAAAAAGAAAUCCAAAAAAGAAAGAGAAAGUCAGAUCAUCUUCAGGGUGAGUUCAGCCAAUGGCAACCAGCUCCUAAACAUCAAUACAACUGUGCAGCAGGAUCACAGUCAGAAACAGAAAUACUGUCUGAUGUCAAAGACAUAAUGAGACGUGUCAGUGAAGGACUACAUGGCCGUGACAAGCUCAGCGCUUUCCUAAAGGAUAAAAUCAAGGAUCUGGAGACAGAAAAAAGGCACCUGUUUGUUGCCAGUUGUUCAACUGUGUGGAUUGUGACUGAAAUGAAUCAAGCAGCAUCAGAAAAAGAAACCUGGGAGAUCCUGGAAAAUGCCAGAAGCCUGCUGAGACAUGGUGGCGAGUGUCAGCAAAUUCAUUUUAUCUGCACCAAGUCAGAUCAUGAAAAACCAGAUGAUCUAAAGAAAAUCAAGAGUGCAGUGAUGAAUGAAUUCAAAAGGCGGAAAUUAAUUAAGAAUCACUUCAGUGAGGAUUGUUUCAAAGUCUUCACAGUGAGCUCCACAGAGUUCCUCAAAGGGGAGAAUGUAAAUCCAGAUCACAAUGAAAUACCAAAACUUAAGGAAAUUUUGAAAAAUCUGAAUGAUGCUCAUUCAGAGACAUUAAACUAUGUGUCUGGAGCUUAUGGGAUUCUGUCUUUGAUUCAAGGAGCCAGAAGUGGAGAAGUGGUUGAACAAAAAAACGAUCUGUAUGAUCUCCUUGAGGGAAACUUGAGCAUCCAACUUAAUCAAGUCAAAAAAGCAAUUGGAAAAAUUAUAAAAGCUUUUGAACAACGCCUAAGUAAGGGAGUUGAAAAAUCCCAAAAUUUAUGUGAAAAAAAACUGAAGUCCUUCUUAUAUCCCAGUAAAAUGAGUGACAGAGCUUUUCACGGGACACUAAAGUCUGCAGUUAGGAAUGAUGGCGUCCAGAAACCAAAAAAAGGAAAACCAAAAAACCUCAACAUGACUUUAGCGUCUUACUUGACUGAAAGCAUUGAUGAAAAAUUCAGAAAGACCUUCCCAAACAACAUAAAAUGUGGACAUUUCAAUGGAGCCAUCGAUGCGUUUUCACUCAGCACUGAUUCAUUGAUUGAAAAGUACAAAGAUGUUGAACUGCAAUUGAUAUUUCUCCAGACAGAGGAAAAUAAAAUAAAGGCAAAGCUCAACAAAACCAUCCUCACACAAAAGAAACUGAUCUACAACAGUCUGACAGAGACAAUCAAGGAUAAUAUGAAAAAAUGCUAUAGAGAAGCAGCAGCAUUUGAAGGACGAGGCACCCUGAAGAAGAUGAGACACACUAUUGAAAGGCACGUGCACUCAAAGAAGUGCAUGUUUGAAGAGGCAAAAAAUGUCAUGUUGGAGCAGUUGAGCGAUUUGAAGGAAACCGUUCUGAGGACACUGGAGAAAACCAUGAAGGAAUCCAUUGACUUCUCACUCAAGACUGAGGCCUGCUCACUGCCAGAUGUUUCAGAUCAUCUUCAGGUGGUGAAGAAACAUUAUGAUGAACUUCAUGGCGGUCAAGAUGAAAAAAAGUAACCACACUGGCAGUUGAUCUGAUUUGCUUCACAGAAACAGCUGAGGCCUGAUGACCCACAGACAAUCUCUGAGGAAACACUGAUAGAGACAGGAGGUCCUUACAUAUUGUCACAAUAAUAUUUGUUUUGCUCUCUUUUAAUGAUAUGUUGAUGUGUACUUUUGACUUUUAAUGAAUUUUUUACACAGAGCAUUUUGAAUAUUAUAGAUAUUAAUUAAAACUGCUAAUUAAUUAAGAUAUUAGGUAAAACUGCUAAUAAUAAGGUAUUAAUCACAAGGGUCUAAAUCAUGCUUUGAUUUCUUUCUUUUUUUUUAAAAAAUUUGUAGUAGUUUUUAAUCACUUAUAGCAGAGCGUAAAGACAUGUAAUGCAUUUCCCGAUUUAAACCUGAGAUUUAUGGUUUUAAUUGUAAGAGUCUGAGAUUACAGUUUCCAAAAGCAUUUUGAUUUUGUUGCAUGUUUUAAAUAUCAUAAUUUAAUGUUUUAAGUUGAUGUGUAUACUGUUGGUUCAUUUGGAUGGGAGCAUUUAUUUUAAUGUAAUGCUUAUCAGUUAAACAUUAAGCCUUAUCCAGCACUGAAAUGAUAUUUAACACUUUUACUUCAUACUUCUAAAUACGAAUACUUGGUUUUUUUUGUAGUUAUAACAUGUGUGUACAUGACAAAUGAGAAAUAGGUGUAAGUAAAGCUGUAGAAAAUUAUCAGCUACUUCUGUCAUCUCCAUGCCAUUUUGCUUUUUCUGGGUUUGGAAUUAUCGAUGAAUAUAUUACAGUUUGGGUUUAGGUUGAGGGUUUUUUGUGUUAUUUUUUGUUAUUAUUUUAAGUGUAUUACAUUUUAUUUACUUCUGUGCACAUUGCUGAAUUCCUGCUUUGUUUUUUUUGUUUUCAUUAAGUCUCUCGUGUUUCCUCCCCCGACAAUGUGUUGUGGAUUUUAUUAUGGCAUAUAUACCUGUAUACACUAGACAUGUAAUCACAGUUACUCUCAUAAAUUGUGUUUAAUAACAUAUACUCAUAUAUACUAUGCAUACUCACAAUGAAGUGUUUAUAUAGUGGAGUCACUGUGUUAGGCAUUUACCUUGCAUGUUUAAAUCACAUGACCCAUAUAUUUAGGUUAAAUAUAUCUACCAUUGUAUUAAUGAAAGAUUUGUGCCACUUGUUGUAUGAACACAUGUUGAUUAAUACUGUUUGAAAAUGUAACAAUGAGGAUCAGGAAGACACCUUUGAUAGUGUUAUGGCCAACUGUGACUAGUCCAACAAACGGUUAAUUCAGCUUGAGACUGCUAAAGUAUGGGCAUAGGACACUUCUUGGUAUGCAGCUGCCUUUAACUGUGCAGCAUAAGCAUGCAGCUGCGUUUAACUGGACUGCUUCGGGGCGUGUGCAGCCCUUUAAAAACGACUGUACAACAGAAGCAUGCAGCUCUUUGGAGGGCUGUAAAGGAAAGGCCUGGGGCCUUUUCUGGGGCUGUAAGAUAAAAGCGUGCAGCUCCUUAAACGGCUGUACGGUAAAAGCAUGCAGCCCUCUAAGUGACUGUAAAACAAAAGCAUACAGCUCUGUGAAUGACUGUAAAGCAAAAGCAGGCAGCUCUUUAAAUGACUGUAAAGCUGAAGUGUACAGCCCUUUCAAUAUCUCUAUAAGCAAACAAACCUGGCCUUUGCAGGGCAUGUACCUGGGAUUUUGCUCGUUUGACAAUUUAUCAAUUAUUAAAGCUCACUGGUGGUCACAUUGUUUAUUUUGACUCCUGUUGUAGUCCCUUAACUGUGUUUUUACUCCAGCACAUUGUGAUGCAUCUAAUAUAUCAUUUAGUUUUCUUGCUUCCUUAUCUGUAAUGAUUCUAAAAGAAUGCAUGUAUUUGAUAUUGUAUACUGUUCAAUAAAUCUUAAGUGCAAGCAAAUA